This is a messenger RNA of Neocloeon triangulifer, 1073 nucleotides long. RefSeq lists its product as uncharacterized. The transcript has 5 exons. The coding region runs from base 390 to 1043 and encodes 217 amino acids. The record is from RefSeq and is a predicted model, not a curated record. NCBI's taxonomy places the organism in Eukaryota, Metazoa, Arthropoda, Insecta, Ephemeroptera, Baetidae.
GAGCAAUGGGCUGUGGUGGAGGACGCCAGCGUUGUUGACGAGGACGUCGGCGCCGCCCAGGGUGUCCCUUGUCCACUUGACCACCCUUUUGAUGUCCUCCUCCUUUGAGAUGUCACCCUGCACUGCGUGGAUUUCCCCCUUUCCCGAAACCUGCUUCGACAACUCCUGCAAAUAAAUAAAUCUUCUUGAUCAGCUUUUGCUUUCCUUUGAUGUGUCGCGUGACCUAACAAUGGGUGCAUUGUCGCAAGGACGUGAGGCGCGUCGCUUUAGUCUUUAAAGCGGGCGGGCGCCCACCGCUGACACACAGUGCGGCGCCUAACUCCGUCUCUUCGCGAUCUCGACUGCUGCUGCACACCAAACGAUUUGAAAUAAAUUUUGUUUUAAAAGUGAUGGCGAAAGCGUUUGGAAGAUGCACGUUGGCGGCGGUCUUAGUUGCUGGUGUGGCGCUGGCCGGCGCCGUCGAAGAAAACGCCAUCGAGUCUUCUCGCGGAGGGAAAGCUGGAGAUUCCGUCGGCUCACCCACCACCAUGAUUGCCGAAAUGGCCAGGGAGCUCAUCACCAAGUCUUACUCCAACAGCCAGGUGCUGAGUCUGAACUUGAGCAACGUGUUGAUCCUGUUGCUGAUCAAGGCGGUGCUGUUCGCCAUCAGCCAGUACAGCGCAGGCGGGCGCGGUUUCGGUGGCUUCGGCAAUUUCUGGGGUCGCUCUUACCCCAACAGCAACCUGGACACGCAGCCGCGCGCCCUCGAACCGGCAGAUCCGUACGCCACUGAGCGCGACCUUUUGCUCGCCCUGAGCUACCUGAGGAGCGAGAGCGUUGGUGACUACGAGUGCCUCAACAUGGUGGCCUGCGAGGACCCCAAUGGCAGGGCGCCCAAGUACCUCGAGGCCGCCAAGAUGCUGCUCAAAGGCGCCAAAGUCAUGAGCCCAAUUAUGCCCAUGAAUCCUCGCUAUGAGAUCAUCGUCGAGGGGAUCGAGAAGGCGAUUAAGUACGGCGCUGCUGGCGGCAACUGCAACCAUUAUAAAUGUAAAUUGCAGGAAUAAAAAUUAGCAAAUUGUUAUUUAUUUUUUUAA